Halteromyces radiatus is the source of this 2575-nucleotide messenger RNA. RefSeq lists its product as uncharacterized. NCBI's taxonomy places the organism in Eukaryota, Fungi, Mucoromycota, Mucoromycetes, Mucorales, Cunninghamellaceae. The transcript has 11 exons. The record is from RefSeq and is a predicted model, not a curated record. Gene Ontology annotation, molecular function: hydrolase activity, acting on ester bonds. Bases 249 to 2534 code for a protein of 761 amino acids.
AAAAUAUAUACGAUUACUUUUUUUUUUUUUCCAAAAAAAUGAUUUACCGAUACGUUUUAAAAAAAUAUUUGCUAUCGAAAUGAAACCCGUAAAAAUACUUCCCCCGUAUGAACUGGCGGAGAAUAAAACUGAUGAGUAUAAGCUAUGCAUGAUCUCUCUUGCUUUCCUUUUUCUUUCUUUUUUAGUUUUUAUCUUCUAUCUUUAUCAAACUUUAUAAUAUUAUCUUUUAAUUAUCAACUUUUAUUAUUAUGAUACCAGAAGAAGAUCCCCAUUUUCAAAAACAUGGUAGAAGACAAUCUAUCAUUGUAGAAUCUGAUUCUCCUGAUCCUUCUUUACUUCGUGUCAUCAAUCUCAAACCAAGUGAUGAUUAUAUACAACAACCAUGGAAAAAUGGAGAAGGAACAACAGGUCAAAUUGCUAUUUAUCCUCCAGAUAAAGAUUUUACAAAGGAUCCUUUUUUCUGGAGACUUAGUAUCAAUACUAUUUAUAAUCAUCAAUGUGAAUUUUCCCGUUUCCCUGGUUAUCAAUGUUCUACAGUCAUUUUACCUUCUUCUAAUGAAGAAUAUACUCAACCUAGUGUUGUAUUGGCUCAUCAAGAAGGGGAUACUGAUACAAAUGUAAAAUCUUUAUUUCCAUAUUCUUGGGAUGGCAAUUGGACAACCACAUGUAAAAUUCGACAACCACCAGUAACAUGUCUUCAAUUGAUAUUUCAACCUCAGAUUGGAUCUGCUCGGAUCAAUGUAGAUAAACUUGGUUCAAAUAAUAUGGAUGAUGAAGAUACUGGGGAUGAUUAUGGAAAAAAACGACUUUUGGGUGCUUUCUGUUUAGUUUAUGUUGUAGAAGGUUAUGUUCAGGUCUAUUUGGAUGGUGAUCGUUAUCAUGAAAAUGCUAUUGGUGGUCCUCAUUUACCUCAAUUUUUGGAACAAGGUCAAACUGUAUUAAUUGAACGUGAUGAAGAAUCUAGUCCAACAACAAUGAUUUUACGACCUGCUGAUAAUAAUGGUAUUGUUGGUAUUCAAGGCAUAGAUGCAACUGUCAUAUGUAUUCAAAUUGCAGAAGGAAAACAUAAUAAAUGGACAAUGGAUACAAUCUCUAAAUCAUAUAAAUCACCAGAACCUCUUGAAAAUCGACUUGAAAAUACUUUCCAACAUCCAACUUAUACAGCCGAACCAGACGAAGACUUAUCGAUUGGUCCAACAACAACAACAACUGCACCAGUACCUAAAUACGAUGAUCAUAAUGAUUUGAAGCCAAGUCGACGACGCCAAAGCAUGACACGAAGACGAUCUUUAGUUCCAUAUGAAAUGGCUAGUGAUGAUUAUCCUGCACCAACGACUUUGAAGGACGACACCCAAGUUUUACCUUCUUUGGCUGAACGUCUGGCCAGUGCUUCGUUUUCGACAGUCGAUGAAGCCAUUCGACGAGAUAGUUUAGCCAUGCUUGCUCAUAUCUAUGAUCCAACUCAACUUUACAAACCUGAUUCUGUACCUGCUAUCCAUGUUCGAGUUGAUUUGCCUCAUCCUGUGGUUCGGGAACGAUUGAAGGUGGAAGAUUUUGAAGAAUAUAGUACCAAUACUGUAUGGAUUAAAAUGGUCACACAAGGAUUGAAUGAAUGGGUUCGUAUUCCUGUCAUUGUUUUACGUGGAUCUGAAAAUGGACCUGUUGUAGGAUUAACGGCAGCUGUUCAUGGAAAUGAAUUAAAUGGUGUUCCUUGCAUACAUAGAGUCAUUUCUCAAAUUGAUGUCAAGAAAUUGAAAGGAACUUUGGUAGCUAUUCCAUGCGUCAAUGUGGUUGGUUAUUUGAAAUUUCAACGUGAAUUUGCCGAUGGACGUGAUCUAAAUCGACAAUUCCCUGGUAAAGAAGAUGGAUUUGCCUCUCAAGUCUAUUGUUUUCAUCUGAUGCACAAAUUAUUAUCACAAUUCAACUAUCUGAUUGAUCUUCACACUGCAAGUUUCGGUCGUGUCAAUUCAUUUUAUGUUCGGGCUGAUAUGAAUGAUCCAGUAGCGGCUCAUAUGGCAAAAUUACAGAAAUCACAAAUCAUACUCCAUAACUCUGGACAAGAUGGUACCAUGCGUUCUGCAGCUGCAGCAAAGAAUAUCAAAGCCAUCACUGUUGAAAUUGGAAAUCCUCAACUCUUUCAAGAUCAAUAUGUUCAGUGGGCUUAUUGGGGUGUGAUGAGGGUAUUGGAUCAUUUCAAUAUGUAUUCUUUAGAACAUAUUCAAUUUGCAGAACAAGCUGAUGAUGGGCCUUUCAACACCAUUUUAUGUUCCAGUGGAUUCUGGAUUUAUACUCGUACAGGUGGUGUUUUGGAAGUAUACCCAGGUGUCAAUACAAUCAUUAGUAAAGGUGCUCUUAUUGCUAGGAUCAAAGAUAUGUUUGGUAGUUUGGUUGAGGAAUAUUUCGCUCCUUGUACAUCUGUAGUGAUUGGAAGAAGUUCGAAUCCUGUAGCUAUCACCGGUGAUAGGAUCAUCCAUCUGGGUGUCAUCAAGAAAAAAGGUGAAACUUUGGCAAAAGUGGCAAAAGAAAAUUACUGAUUUAUCUAAUUUGUACAUAAUCUAAUAAUAAAGUAUUUACC